AUGACACUGAAAGAGGAGAGUCAAGAACUCAGUGAAAAGGAGGAUAAUGUUCAGCAUGAGAAAUAUAAUUUCAUGACUGGAGAAAAAUCAUUUAGUUGCUCACAUACUGAAAAGACUACACAAAAAAGAGCUCUAAAGACAGCAAAUAGAAGUUAUUUUACCUGCCAACAGUGCGGGAAAAGUUUCACCACAAAAGAAAAUAUUGAAGUCCACAUGAGAGUUCAAGCUGGAGAAAAGCCUUGUGGAAAGAGUUUCAUUAAUAAACCAAACCUUAAAAACCACACGAGAAUUCAUACUGGAGGGAAACCUUACACAUGCUCUCAAUGUGGAAAAAGUUUUAAACAUAAACAACACCUCGAUGACCACAUGAGAAUUCAUACUGGAGAGAAACCUUACACAUGCCAACAGUGCGGGAAAAGUUUCAACAGAAAAGGUAACCUUAAAAACCACAUGAGAAUUCACACUGGAGAGAAACCUUUCACCUGCAAACUGUGUGGCAAAAGCUUCAUUAGUAAAUCAAACCUUAAAAGCCACUUGAGAAUUCACACUGGAGAGAAACCUUACACAUGUUCUCAAUGUGGAAAAAGUUUUACAUGUAAACAACACCUCAUUGACCACAUGAGGAUUCACACUGGAGAGAAGCCUUUCACCUGCAAACUGUGUGGAAAGAGCUUCAUUCAUAAACCAAGCCUUAAAAGCCACAUGAGAAUUCACACUGGAGAGAAACCUUACACGUGUUCUCAAUGUGGAAAAAGUUUUACAUAUAAACAAUGCCUCGAUGACCACAAGAUAAUUCAUACUGGAGAGAAACCUUUUCGCAGCGCUGGUGGAAACGACACGAGACCAUAUAUUACCGCAACUGUCAAGACCGGCCCAGAUGGUGUUUAG
Sinocyclocheilus anshuiensis is the source of this 888-nucleotide messenger RNA. RefSeq names its product gastrula zinc finger protein XlCGF8.2DB-like. Gene Ontology annotation, cellular component: nucleus. Bases 1 to 888 code for a protein of 295 amino acids. The record is from RefSeq and is a predicted model, not a curated record. The transcript has a single exon. Lineage: Eukaryota; Metazoa; Chordata; Actinopteri; Cypriniformes; Cyprinidae. Gene Ontology annotation, molecular function: RNA polymerase II transcription regulatory region sequence-specific DNA binding; DNA-binding transcription factor activity, RNA polymerase II-specific. Gene Ontology annotation, biological process: regulation of transcription by RNA polymerase II.